This is a messenger RNA of Oryzias melastigma (Indian medaka), 1337 nucleotides long. Its product is annotated as gastrula zinc finger protein xLCGF3.1-like. Gene Ontology annotation, molecular function: RNA polymerase II cis-regulatory region sequence-specific DNA binding; DNA-binding transcription factor activity, RNA polymerase II-specific. The transcript has a single exon. Gene Ontology annotation, biological process: central nervous system development; regulation of transcription by RNA polymerase II. The record is from RefSeq and is a predicted model, not a curated record. The annotation marks the transcript as partial. Gene Ontology annotation, cellular component: nucleus. Lineage: Eukaryota; Metazoa; Chordata; Actinopteri; Beloniformes; Adrianichthyidae.
AAAGGGAGUUUGUCUAAUGAUAAUUAUUUCUGUUCUCUGGAUCCUUUAAAAUCUGUAUUCUGCUGUUUUUCUGUCUCUCCUGACUGCAUUUCAUUGAUCUGAACUGCUGCUGUUUUCAUUCACCAUGAAGUUUAGCGUAUAUCCCAUGAUCCUUUGCUAAGCCAGAGUGAGGUCACUGCAAGCUCAUCAGCUGUUACCGUACUUGACAAUCCACUAAAGUCCUGUCAGCGUCUAAAAGCCCCCCCCCCCUUCUUGUGCUUGUGUCCCUGCAGUCCUCCCCCAGCAUUGGUUGACUGAAGAGGAUCUCUGCAACCAGCAGAGGAACUUCAGAGUGGACCAGGAGUAUCCAGAACCUCCACAGACUCCAGAGGAACUGCAGGAUCCAGAACCUUCAUCGAUGAAAGAGGAACCAGGAGAACUCUGCAUCAGUCAGGAUGAAGAGCAGCUUGAUCUGAAGCAGGAGACUGAAACCUUGAUGGAGAUUCCUGCUUUGGAGGAACAUGUUGAGAGUGAAGCAGAUGGAAACAAUCAGCAGAGCUUGAAUGGAACUGAUAGUCAGGAUGAAGAAGGAAACCAACAUGAAGAAUCAACAUCAACUCCAGAUGAAGAGACAGAGCCACAGAACAGAGAUCAGAGGAAGAGAAGAGACAGAAGUCAUGUCCAAAGUGUUUCCAGCUCUCACAUGCUCUCACAAAAACUAUCCCAAAAAGAAAAGAGACUUUCCUCUGCAGGGUCUGGUAAAAGAACAAGAAUUCCACACGAUGUGUCUGUCCACAUGAGAACUAAAUCUAAUGAAAGACCUUAUGUCUGUAAAGAAUGUGAGAAACGUUUUAGUCAUGCAUGUCAUCUCAAAAGACACAUGAGAACCCAUACAGGAGAGAAGCCUUUUUCCUGCAACGAAUGUAACAAAAGUUUUAAUCAAGUGUCUUCUCUCAAAAUGCACAAAAGAACUCAUACAGGAGAGAAGCCUUUUUUAUGUAACAAAUGUAACAAAAGUUUUAGUCAAAUGUCUAAUCUCAAAACACACAUGAGAACUCAUACAGGAGAGAAGCCUUUUUUGUGUAAAGAAUGUAACAGAGGUUUUUAUCAGAUAGCUAGUCUCAAAACACACAUGAGAAUCCACACAGGGGAAAAACCUUUUUUCUGUAAAGAAUGUGACAAAAGUUUCAGUGAUAAAUCUUAUCUCAAAAUACAUAUGAGAACUCAUACAGGAGAGAAGCCUUUUUCAUGUGACAGAUGUAAUAAAAGUUUUAGUCAACUAAUCAGUCUCAAAAAACACAUGAGAACUCAUACAGGAGAAAAGCCUUUUACAUGUAAUGAAUGUAAAAAAUGUUUUA